AUGGCUUCGGGUAGCAACAAGUUUGCAGGGCUGGACGUGGACGACACCGAGCCCACAUCCGCCGCAUCCGCUGCCGGCGCAGACCCCGCCAAGGCCGCCAAGAACAAGAAGAAGAAGAGCAAGAAGAAGGAGAAGAAGCAAGCCGACCGCAGCGAGAAGGCUCGUCAAUUGAUGCAGGACCUGGAGCCGGGAUUCAUGGGAUCGCUGACGCCAGAGAUGGAGACGGCGCUGAAGGAAUUCAAAGCCAAGUUUGCCGCACAGAUUGCAGAGUUCAAGCUGACCGACCACGACUGUCUGCGCUACUUGCGUGGACGAGACUUUGCAGUGGCUGAGGCAGGCAACCUCAUGCUCAAGGCGGAGCGCUGGCGAGCAGAGUACCGCCCUCAGGAGAUUCCAAUCACCGACUGCGCGUACUGGCUCGAGGGUCAGGUUUCGAUGCACUGCGAAGCGCGCGACCGGAAGGGCCGUCCCAUCCUGCUGACACGCGUGCAGCACUGGAGCAAAAAGGACACCAACUACGGCGCCGGCAUCAUCAUGUACUGCAUCGAGCGGUCCAUCAACCAGCUCAUGACGCCCGGCCAGGUCGAAAGCUUUACGUACAUUUUCGACAACACCAACUUUUCCUGGCUCCAAGCGGACAACGGCGUUAUCUUUACCAUGCUCAAGAUGUUCAAGGAGGUGUACAUUGAACGAUGUGGAGCGCUGAUCAUCAUGAACGCGCCUUGGAUCUUUGGUGCGUUCUGGAACUUGGUCAAGGGCUGGUUGGACGCCCGAACCGCAUCCAAGGUCAUCUUCCUUGGAGGCGACUACAAGGAAAAGAUCCAACUCUUUGUCGAUCCUUCGCAACUGCCCCCAGAUCUUGGUGGAACUUUCCAGAGCAACGCGAAGGCUUGGACGCGCCCUGAAUUGCGCAAGGCUGGCAUCGACUUGCCUGAUAGCCAAGCUCUCGAACGUCCGAAGGACAUGUCUGCGAUAUUGCGCGCCAUCAUCAAAGGCGCGCCUGCCGAAGCAGCUGCCCCGCCCACUCCAUCUCCCGACGCUGUGGCUGCUCUUUCUGCAGGCCAUUCCGGCGGUUUUGUUGGCGACGACGAUGACGACGACGAUGCCGAUGAAUGA
Molecule: messenger RNA, 1116 nt
Organism: Capsaspora owczarzaki ATCC 30864
Lineage: Eukaryota; Filasterea; Ministeriida; Capsasporidae
Exons: 4
Coding region: 1-1116 (371 amino acids)
Molecular function (GO): phosphatidylinositol transfer activity
Source: RefSeq, a predicted model, not a curated record